AUGACAUUACCAAUUCCGAAUGAAUACGAAGAAAUAAUUCGUUAUAUCUACAUGAUUAUUUAUCCUAUUAUUUUUAUUAUUGGUAUCAUUGGUAAUCUACUUUCAUCAUUAAUUUUUUCUAUUACUGAAUUAAGUCAAACGUCAUGUGGUAUCUAUUUUCUUUUACUUGCUAUAUACGAUUCAAUCGGAUUGCUUGGUGGUCUUCAUCAUUGUUUAAUACUUGGUUAUCAUAUUUCAAUACCUAAUGCUACUUAUUGUCGUGCUCGUAAUUUUCUUGCGUAUACAUCUAUAGAUAUGGUUUCAUGGAUGAUAGUAGCUAUAUCAGUUGAUCGUUAUGUUAAAGUAAAAUUUCCUAUUCACGCACGAAUAUAUUGUACAAAAAAAUUGACCGUAAUUAUUGCAUGCAUAUUAACGACUAUUCUUAUUUUAAAAAAUAUUCAUUUAGCAACAGUUUUUAUUGGAGAUUUUACAGAUAAUGCUGCUGAUAAUUGUGAUCCAAAUCCAGAUUAUCCAACAUAUGUAAAAUUUUUUGAAAAUGUUUGGCCAUGGAUUGAUUUAACAACAUUUGUUUUACUACCUUUUAUUAUUGUUACGUCUUGUAAUAUAUUUAUUAUAAAAUAUCAAUAUAAACGACAUUUAAAAUUUGGUCUUCGUAAUCUUGAUCGUUCAAUAAUUAGAUUUCUUUUAAUUAGUUCAAUAUCAUUGAUAAUUUGUAAUUUUCCCGUAUCAAUAACAAUUGUUAUUUAUCCAUAUAUUUCAAAGAAUAAUGCUAAAAAUGAUCAUAAUGAUAAAGUUGUAUUUGUAUUUAAUCUUUUACGAUUACCAGCUUAUGCAUCAUUAGCAUUCAAUUUUUAUUUAUAUUAUUAUUCAUCAAGUAUAUUUCGACAGCAAGCAGUACUUUUAUUUAAACGUUUAUUUCGAAUUCAGAUAAAGUAUUUUACUGAAGCUGGUCAAUGUCAAGUACAUAAUCGACCAGAUUAUUUAUCAUUAGCUUCUAACGAGAAUGAUGAAAAUUCAAAUCGAUUGACAGUAUCAACUUUUGCAAAUAAUUUAGCAACAAUUUUAGGUUUAUCACCCGAUCAAACUGAAAAACCAGAACAACCUAUGUUUUAUUCAACACGUCCACUUGAAAUUCCAUCAUCAACAUGGUUAUUUCAUAUUGAAGGUCUUGAUCGAUUAUCUAAUACUGGUAUUUCAUUAGACGACAACGGCGAAUUUGAUAUUGAUUCGAUUCAUUCAAAGUUAAGUCAAACUGGUAAUGCUGAUGCUUUAAGUAUGGGAUCAGUUAUAAUCAGUUCAAAAUCAGAUUUGAAUAAUUUUGAACAAGCACUUAAAGAUCAACUCUCACGAAUCGAUCAACAAGCAACAGUUAACUAUAUUGUCAUUGUUUGUGAUGAUUGUAAAGAUGAUAAUGCAGCUCAACAAAUACAAAAUCAAUUAAAAACAAAGAUUGAUAAAAUUAUUUCAAAUGAUCCUCAAACAUUAGCUAUGACAUUAAUAACAAAAGAAAGUGCACGCGUACGUCGAGCACGACAAGUUGAAACUGCAAGUGCAAAUAUAACAAUUGCUGAAAUGUAUUCAGAUGAGUAUCCAGUAAUGUUUAAUUUAUUUUUUUGGACAUCAUUGGUUUUAGCAUUAAUUGUUAUAAGUAUAGCUUAUGUAUUCUUAACAUUAGAUCCAGGAGCGGAUACAAUUAUUUAUCGUAUGACAACACCAAGAUUAAAAGUUGAUUAA
This is a messenger RNA of Rotaria sp. Silwood1, 1734 nucleotides long. The record is from the annotation of a GenBank genome assembly. NCBI's taxonomy places the organism in Eukaryota, Metazoa, Rotifera, Eurotatoria, Philodinida, Philodinidae.